Messenger RNA from Nerophis ophidion (straightnose pipefish), 3978 nucleotides. Its product is annotated as gastrula zinc finger protein XlCGF57.1-like. Bases 292 to 2136 code for a protein of 614 amino acids. Gene Ontology annotation, molecular function: RNA polymerase II transcription regulatory region sequence-specific DNA binding; DNA-binding transcription factor activity, RNA polymerase II-specific. Gene Ontology annotation, cellular component: nucleus. Lineage: Eukaryota; Metazoa; Chordata; Actinopteri; Syngnathiformes; Syngnathidae. Gene Ontology annotation, biological process: regulation of transcription by RNA polymerase II. The record is from RefSeq and is a predicted model, not a curated record. The transcript has 3 exons.
GGCGUCUGACGGUGAAGACGUUAUUGCAGUCGUCACAGUUCAGUGUUCUUAAUCUGUGCCUCCAUGUACACAUAUAUGUCCUUUAUUACAUUCUAGUAAAUAGAGUAAACAUCGUUAAUAACUGUUUGCAUCCGGUUAUAUUAGUCUGAGCGCACUUUGAUGCUUCUCGAGCUAGAUUAGCUUGCUAGUUAGCUUAGCUUGUUAGCUGCUAACAAAGAGAGGCGGAAGUGAUCAAAACACAUCACUAAGUAAAGAUCAAGUGUGAGUGUAAAGUGUUGUGAUUGUGUGAAAAUGUGCCAAAGAACGACAGCAGAGUACGAGGAGGAACUUUGUCCAACAAAAGAGGAGAAGGAGCGACAACAUGAAAAACAUCAAGUUGUGUUACACAGAACAGACAUCCAUCAGCUGAUUGGACACCAAGAAGAAUGUCUCCCUCAUCUGCAGGGGGACAGUUUCACUUUAGAGUAUCCACAGCCCUCAAAUUUUAAAGGGCACAAGAAGGUUCCACAGCCCUCUUAUUUCAAAGAGGAAGAGGGGGGAGAGUGUCCUGUAGGGCAGGAGGAGGCUGAUGUCAGCAAGUUUCCACUGACUGUUGUCUCUGUGAAGACUGAAGAGCAUGAAGACAAACCACCUGAGUCCUCACAGCUUCAUCACAGUCCAAACGUCUGUGAAGAACAUCUUCACCCUGAGCAACAGAAGUGGAGCUUCAGGAUGCGGACAGAGGAGCCACAGCCCUCCCACAUUAAGAAGGAAGAGGAAUACCCACUGAUACACCAUUUUAAAAAGGAAGAGGAGGACCUACUGAUACUCCAUUUUAAAAAGGAAGAGGAGGACCCACUGACACCCCAUUUUAAAAAGGAAGUGGUGGAUCCACUGAGCCCUCACAUUAAGGAGGAAGAGGAGGAACACAGCAUCAGUCAGCCUAAAUGGUUGGUGGAGUUCCCAGUGACUGGUGUCCCUGUGAAGAGUGAAGAUGAUGAGGUGAAAGGUGAAAGUGAGGAGAGGGGAGGGGGGGAGCCUCCAAGCAGCAGCUCAACACAACACAUGACAACAGAAGCUGAUGGAGACCACUGUGGAGGAUCACAAGCAGACAAGCUCUUAGCUCCACUAUCAGAUAGUGAGGACACAACGUCACACUCUCCUGACACUGAUGAUGAAGACUCUAAAGAUGAUAAGACAUGUCACACUGACAACACUCACUUCACAUCUUCUCACUGUCACAAAACUUUUAAAUACCGUCGUAGUCUGAAAAGACACAUAAGAACACACACUGGAGAAAAACCUUUUUCUUGCUCAGAAUGUGGUAAAGGUUUUACACGAAGUCAACAUUUGAAAGUACACAUGAGAACACACACUAGUGAAAAACCUUUUUCCUGUUCAAUCUGUGGUAAAGGUUUUACUGAAAGUAAGAAUUUGGACAGACACAAAAGAACACACACUGGUGAAAAACCUUUUUCAUGUUCAAUCUGUGGUAAAAAUUUUACUCGAAGGCAACAUUUGAAAACCCACAUGACAAUACACACUGGAGAACACACUUUUUCCUGCUCAGAAUGUGGUAAAAGUUUUGUAAGAAAUCAAAGUUUAAAAGAACACAUGAGAAUACACACUGGAGUGGAAUUUUUUUCCUGUUUAGAAUGUGGUAAAAGUUUUGUAAGAAAUCACUAUGUAAAAGUACACAUGAGAACACACACUGGAGAAAAAGCCUUUUCAUGUUCAAUCUGUGCUAAAGAUUUUACUCGAAGGGACGAUUUAAAAAAUCACAUGAGAAUACACAAUGGAGAAAAACCUUUUACCUGCUCAGAAUGUGGUAAAGGUUUUGUAAUAAAUAAAAAUUUAAAAUUACACAUGAGAACACACACUGGAGAAAAGCCUUUUUCAUGUUCAAUCUGUAGUAAAGGUUUUGCACAAAGUAACCAUUUGAAAGUGCACAUGAGAACACACACUGGUGAAAAACCUUAUGUAUGUUCGAUAUGUGGUAAAGGUUUUACACAAAGACGUAAUAUGAAAGUACACAUGAGAACACACACUGGAGAAAAACCUUUUUCAUGUUCAAUUUGCGGUAAAGAUUUUACUCGAAGGGACCAUUUAAAAAAACACAUGAGAAUACACACUGGAGCAAAAACUUUUUCCUGCUAAAAAUGUGGUAAAUGUGUUGUAAUAAAUUGUAGUUUAAAAAUCCACAUGAGAAGACACCCAGGAGAGAAAGUGUUGAGUUGCAGUGUGUGUGGUGAAAGAUUGUCUUCUAAGUACCAGUGUAAGAAACACAAGUGUGCUGGUGAGAACAGCAGCAGCAAAUGAAACUGCAGGAUUUGAAAUAAACUGUCCAGACUUUCAUUUUGACUUUCUAACAACAUCAGCACAUAUAACAUGUGUGACAUCAUUGUUGUUUGUCUAACAAUCUGUUUAAUAUGCGCCUACAUUUAUAGAUUAGAGCAGGGGUGUGCAUUAUGUCGAUCGCGAUCGACUGGUCGAUCUCGGAGGGUGUGUCAGUCGAUCUCAAGCCAGGCAUUAAAAAAUAGACAUAAAAAUGAGCAAUCAUCAAUCAUACCAAGACUUCACUUUCGUCAGUUGUUUGACAUUCUCGGCACCCGAGGAUCUUGUGAGAUGACGCUGGCUGCUGCGAGCUCAUAUUCAAGAAAAAAAUCACUAACAGGGCGGACGCAGAGAAACACAUUUUAUUUCUAGAGACUCCGUACCUACUGUCAAAUUUCUAAAGACCGACAGCACAGUUCCUGUCUUCACCAUAAAAGACCUGUUUCAUCCUGCCUGAGCUAACAAAAUAAGAGUCUCAGAAAGCUAGCGUGCACAAGCUAGCAAGCUACGGAGUUUGAUGCCGAUGUAUUUCUCCCCCGCCCUCAGCGACCGCUUUCUCACUUGCUUGCCCACCCGCACACUCACUGACGUCACUCACCUGCUGCCAGACAUUAAAGGGCCACACACAUAUGCUACUCUCAUAACAAAGUGUUUAAAAAUGAGUAUGCAAGUUUGACAAAUGAGAUGCCAAAUCCAACCACUUUCAUGUGGUAUUGGACAGAAAGGAGGACUUUUUUUUUCCUCCAUUUGAAAAUGCGGACGUUAUCAGCACCACUGUCUAAUUCCAAUCAAUGCAAGUCAUCAGAAUCAGGUAAUACACCAACUUAUAUUCUUGUCUUCAUGAAAGAAAGGAAUCUAUUUGUGUUAAACAUGCUUGUAUUAUCAUUAAACACCAUUAACUUGUUAACAAAAAUGUCUCUUUCAGAAAUAAAUAAAUAUAAAUUAUAAAUAGGAAUGAGGUAGAUCUCCUCGACUUGGUCAAUUGAAAAGUAGCUCGCCUGCAGAAAAAGUGUGAGCGCCCCUGGAUUAGAGACUUCAGAUUAGCGAUUUUAUUUCAGUCAAGUACAUGAGUUAAUAUACACAUUUGUGUACUUUAAAAUGAACACAACAGUUUGACUGAAAAGGUGAGAAUAAACAGUACAUAAAAUAUGUUACAUACAAUAAACAUUUUAUGUGUAGAUAUAUUUAUAUUACACUUUUAUACUUAUUCAUAAUUGUGUUUUAUAUGUUUUUAUUAAAUAAUGAAGUGUUACAUAUUUUAUUUUGUAAUUGUAGAUGAUUCCAUAGAUGAACUCCUUUAUAUGAUGUACAUAUUUGUUUUACAUGUGUUCAUACCUUUGCUUUUGAGUACACAUAAAUCCCUCUUAGUUCAUAUUUACUGCUUCACAUCUGAAACAUCUUCUGGACCACUUCUGGAAGCAUAUAAUUAUUUACUUUAUACAUCAUUUGAACAGUUGUCUUUUAUAUAAGAUCAUUUACUUUUAAAAUGUGUGACUUAAUCAUUUGUUGGGUCUCUAUAAUCCAUUCUAUGACUUAUCUUUAUUACUCUCUUUUGUAAUAUGAUGAUUGUUUUGUGAUUGUUUUAUAUGUAUGUCCCCAGACUUUUAUGCAAUAAACAAUGUAUGUUUCAACUGAAGUUGGCUACAAUAAAUGUAGUUAAUAUUU